CUACAGUAAACUGCUCUGCUUGGAUCCCUCCCAGUUUAGGCAAAAGAUGGAGAAUGAAAGGCUUAAGAAAGUGCUGGAUUCACAGCUCAAAUAGACAAGAACAGCUCAAACAUUUCGAAGAGGAAAAGGUCAGAAAUCUUCAGCAGAUUCGUGAUCACAAGAAAGAGAAGUUAAAAAUGAACCAAGAGCGGAUCUUUAAUAACAAAAUGGCUCAGAUGAGGAGGCUCAAAAAUCUUAGCCAGAUGAUCAACAAGAAGCAGAAAAAGGCGACUAUUUAUAGGAACUCUUCCAAUCUGGUUGAUGAGAAGCAGCGCAGGGAUGCUCUUCGCACGCAGAGGCUUCAGAGAAACCUCAAGAUCCAAAAACAAAAGCAAAUGGACCUCAAGAUGAAAGUCUUGGAAAAAGAGAAAAUGGGGGAGUACAGACUUGCAAAAAGCAGACACGACAAAGCCAAGGCUAAGAAGGUCCUCAGCGAGUUGCUCUGGAUGAAGAAUAGGGAUAGAAACCAUUCAAACUCACUUGUAGGCUUGCUUACUCAAAGAAGACACACUAGGCACAGGUCAUUGCAUACUUUUGCUACUCCAUCCAACUCUUAG
Messenger RNA from Moneuplotes crassus, 596 nucleotides. NCBI's taxonomy places the organism in Eukaryota, Ciliophora, Spirotrichea, Euplotida, Euplotidae. The record is from the annotation of a GenBank genome assembly.